AUGACGCGUUCUUCAAACCUACUUGAUGCUUAUGACUCAUGUGUGCUGUGUGUUGUAAACAAUAACGAUGACCCUUUUUCCUGUCGUAAACGCAUGUACCCUGUCUGUGCUCCAAAUUCUUUUACAAACAGCAUGUGCAAUAUACAACAACAAAAUGUUAUCUUAUCGUGUGCAGACCUUUACGCUUGUCACACGUGUAAAUGUUGUUUGUUUGCUACCAAAACCACACAUUCUAUUAUACGUGCAUUGCGAAGGAUGAAGGUAAAUGUACUCGUAUAUGCUUAUCAUAAUGGCAAAGGACGUGAGGUGAGCAUUGCUAUUUACAAUGUGUGCAUAAAGAAAAUGGAGAAUUUAUCGUCGAUAAUAGCAGUUCAACACAAAUCACACAGCCAUUUGCAAAGGUUAGCAAAACGUUUCAACAAUAAACCCGAAAAAGAAAUAACAAAGGGCUAUAUGAAAUGCGUUCUAGAAGAAGUCGAAACAAUUUAUAAAAGUUUUAAGGAAGAUCAUGAGCAAAUUUGUGCUUUGGCAUUGGAAAACACCAUUAAUGAAAAAGAUGUGCCAUAUCUAGCAAAUGACUUCUAUGAAGUUUUCUUUGAUACCUACAUUACGUUUAAAUCAAAACUAUUAGAUCUAGCCGAAGAGCCUACAAUGUCGCAUCAUCAUAUGGCAAGUACCUUCAUAUCUUCCAACAACAACUAUAGUAACUCAUCAACAUCAUCAUGUGCCAAACUUCCAAAAAUUGAAUUACCAACCUUCACAGGAGAGUACCUCGAGUGGAUACCCUACUGCGACAUGUUCACUUCGUUGGUACACAACAACCACUCAUUGACUGAUAUACAAAAGUAUUUUUAUUUAAAAGGGUCUUGUAAAGAUUCCCCUUUAGAUAUUAUAAACCAAUACCCAGCUUCUGAUAGAAACUACAUUGCUGCAUGGGAAGCACUUAAAUCAAGAUACCAAAACAAAAGAAAACUUAUUGAACAAAUCUUAAACAAGUUAUUUUCAAUUCCACAGUCUAAUGGUUCGUUUUCUAGUAUAAAAGAACUGCUUGAUUCAACACGAUCGUCUCUAUCACUGUUAAGGUCGCUCGAUAUAGACAUUGAUACAUGGGAUCCGAUCCUUAUAUAUCUUAUGACACAGAAAAUGGACAAACAGACCCGUAAAGAAUGGGAACAAUCCAUUAGUAGCACUGAACUUCCUGUAAUGAACGAUUUGUUCAAGUUUUUGGAAACUACAUUUAGAACAUUGGAGUCUGUAGAGGAAUCAAAUAACCGACCAGAAAGGCAGAUCUCUGUUAGUCGCUGUCCACAACAAAAACCAUUUAAACGAUCUCUGCACAUGCAUAACGCAGCCGUAAGUACGAGCACCUGUGUAUGCUGCCAACGUCGUCACCCACUAUACAAAUGCUUCAAGUUCUUAUCGCUGUCGCCAACAGAAAAGAAAUCAAUCGUAUCUCAAAACAACGUUUGUACGAACUGCCUGAACCCAGGUCAUUACUUUAGGCAAUGUAAAAUUGCAGCUCGCUGCCAACUCUGCCAUCAAACUCACCACACCAUUCUUCACGCUGCUUACGCAACAGACAUCGUUCAAGAUCAAACAACAACCGCGCUGUCUACUGCAGUAGAAAAUAUGAAUGCUACAGCAUUAAGCCAUACACAACCAACAUCACAUAUCAACUCGCACCUAUCAUCGCUUGCAGCGAAUCAACAGUCCCAAGUUCUGCUAGCUACCGCUAAGAUUCUCAUUAAACACCCCCACGGUGUUUGCUAUGCUAAAGCAUUGGUUGAUCCCGGCUCUCAAGCCUCAUUUGUAAACAGAGAGUUAUGUCAACUAUUAAAUUUGAAUCAAAAGAGAAUUGAAAAAACAACGAUAGAUGGAAUUGGAGCAACAUCUAAAACAUCAAUCAAACAUAUGGUCGAGCUGAAGCUGGUGUCCAAUUAUAAUAAGAAUUACAAUUUAACCGUGAGUGCUUUUAUUUUGCCUAAAAUAACAAAUUAUAAACCAAUAGAUGUGAGAAAAUGUGAUCUGCCGGAUUUGAAUUCAUAUCAGUUAUCCGAUCCAACUUUUUACAUGCCAUCUAAGAUAGAUGUUUUGUUGGGAAGUGAUGUUUAUGGUGAGAUCUUAAAACAAAAUUGUAUAAAGUUUCCAAACAGUGUCUUAUUGCAGGAAAGUGUGUUCGGGUGGCUAGUUUCAGGCCCUAUAGGCAAACCAUACCCAAAAACGACCCUGAAUGUAAAUAGCUGCAAUCUCGAGAAUCAGCUGCGUUUAUUCUGGGAACAAGAAGAGUUGGCAGAAACAAAAAAUUUAUCGCUAGAGGAAGAAGCUUGUGAAUCAUAUUUUGCAACAACAUAUAUUCGAACGAGUGAGGGCCGAUAUGAAGUUCACUUGCCAUUUAGAAGUUUGUUAAAAGGUGAGACUGCUCCGAUAUUCCAAAAUACAGACUAUGUUGCCCUAAAAAGACUGAAACAGCUUGAAUCUUCUUUUAAAUAUCGACCUCAAUUUGCGACAGCUUACAAAGCCUUUAUGUCUGAGUACGAACAUUUGGGCCAUAUGGAAAAGGUGGGACGAUAUCCUCAAGAUUUACCACCGAAUAUAUACUUCUUGCCUCACCAUGGUGUUUUGCGCGAAAGCAGUACCACUACUAAAUUAAGAGUCGUUUUCGAUGGUAGCAGCAGAGUUCCACCACAGCCAUCUCUGAAUGAUGAACUCGCUAGUGGACCCCCACUGCAAAACGACCUGCCCACUAUUAUCAUUCGAUGGCGACGUUUUAAAAUUUCGUUUACAGCCGACUUGGAAAAAAUGUUUAGGCAGAUAAAUGUAUGCAACGACCAUCAGCUGUACCAGUGUAUUCUAUGGCGUGACCCCAACACCAAUGACCUGAAUAUUUACAAAUUGAAAACAGUAACUUAUGGUACGACCUCCGCUCCGUUUUUGGCAAUAAGAGUUUUGAAACAAAUAGCAGAAGAUGGCAGAUCAGAAUUUCCUUUAGCGUGUAAAGUGAUAGAAUCGGAUACAUACGUGGACGAUGUUAUAUCUGGAUGUGACAGCGUUACGGAAGCAAUUAAAUUGGCGCAUGAGCUUGUCCUCUUGUUGGCGAAAUCUGGUUUUACCCUUAGGAAGUGGAGCUCAAAUUCUACCGAACUAUUAAGUACGAUUCCUUCCGAGUUUCAGACUACAGCCAAUAGCUUCCCGCUUCAAAAUCAUGAAAUGGUUAAAGCCUUGGGCUUAUCUUGGGACCCCAAAAGUGACAAUUUUUAUUUUAAAGUCAAUUAUACUUUUUCUGAUAAAAUUACGAAAAGUGUUGUACUUUCAGAUUCUGCAAGAUUAUUUGAUCCACUUGGCUGGUUGGCCCCUACAACCAUAAUGGCGAAAAUCAUGUUUCAAACUCUAUGGCGAGAAGGUUUGGAUUGGACAGAUCCUUUGCCAGCGAAUUUGCACAAUGAGUGGUCUAAAUAUCGAACUGCAUUAAAGGACAUUGAGAAGUUAUCGCUGCCUAGAUGGUUUAAAAGCAAAUCGACAUCCUCUACUGAUCUUCAUGCAUUCUGUGACGCGUCCAAGCUAGCUUUUGCCGCAGUUGUCUACAUAAGAGUUGUGAAGGAAGAUGGAAAAGUACACAAGCUCAUUCUAAAACAUUACAUGGUGGAGUGCAGCUGAUGCAAUCAUACGUCAUGACUCACUACUGGAUCCUUUCAGCACGGAACUUAGCAAAAUCUGUGAAGCGAAACUGCGUGACUUGUUU
Molecule: messenger RNA, 3739 nt
Organism: Stomoxys calcitrans (stable fly)
Lineage: Eukaryota; Metazoa; Arthropoda; Insecta; Diptera; Muscidae
Exons: 4
Coding region: 1-3654 (1217 amino acids)
Biological process (GO): proteolysis
Molecular function (GO): aspartic-type endopeptidase activity
Source: RefSeq, a predicted model, not a curated record